CAGAGGGGGCCACGGGGCGGGCUCUGCCCGCGAGGGGCGGGGCCUGCCGUACGGCGCCGCCAUGCAGCGCGACGUGGGCAGCCUGCCGCUGGCCCCCGCGCUGCGGGCGCGGCUGGUGGCCGCCGGCUUCCAGACGGCGCAGGAGGUGCUGGAGACCGGGCCCUGCGGGCUGAGCAAAGAUAGCUUGCUGUCACCUGAAUUCUGGUUGCAGUGCACCACCGCUCUCGGUUCUUUUGAAAAUUUGAUCGUUAGUUCCAGAAACAUUGAAAUUGGCAUCUCCAAAGAAGAGGCACUAGAAGCAUUACAGGUUGUGAGGCAGGAAUGUCACAGUGAUGCGACAAGGACUGCUGGGGCACCCGGCACCUCCAGGAAGUGCACAGCGCUGGAGCUGUUGGAACAAGAGCAAGCCCAGGGCUUCAUCAUCACCUUUUGUUCAGCACUAGACAAUGUUCUUGGGGGUGGUGUGCAACUAACAAAAAUCACUGAGAUCUGUGGAGCACCCGGUGUUGGGAAAACACAGCUAUGCAUGCAGCUGGCAGUAGAUGUACAGAUCCCAGAGUGCUUUGGGGGUCUCGCUGGAGAAGCAGUGUUCAUUGACACUGAAGGAAGUUUUAUGGUAGACAGAGUCGUGGAUAUUGCAGCUGCCUGCGUGCAGCAUUGCCAGCUUAUUGCUGAAGCUCACCAAGAAGAAGAUCAUCUAAAAGCUUUGGAGACUUUUUCUCUUGAAAGUAUCCUUUCUCACAUAUAUUACUUCCGUUGCCGUGACUACACAGAGCUUCUAGCAGAGGUCUACCUCCUUCCAGACUUCCUUUCAGAGCAUUCAAAGGUCCGACUGGUGGUAAUUGAUGGAAUUGCAUUUCCCUUUCGCCAUGACUUUGAGGACCUCUCACUUCGCACGAGGCUUUUAAAUGGUCUUGCACAACAGCUGAUCAUCAUAGCAAAUGACCAUAAAGCAGCGGAGAUUCCUUUUGUGAUUUGAUUGGAAAAAGAAUGUUCCUUUGGUGACUUCUCAUACCUACAAAGCACACACAUUAAAAUACAUCAGAAUAUUUAGCAGUACCAGCAUAAAUUUAUAUUCUUCAUUUAAAAAUAAGCUACUGUGUUAGUGGAAGAACUGCUCCUGGGGAGGAAAACCACUUUAUCUGCUAGAGUUUGGCUUGCUCUUCUGGCAUCCAUGGAAACCCACAGCUUCCUGCCUGGGGAUUGUUUCUACCUCAUUCACGCCAAUGUGGAAGCCUGCAAACGUGCAGCCGUGUAGCCAGCAGAUGGCACUCAGAAGCUACGUCUGUUACAGAAGUUGCUUGGCAAGUCCGUUACAGCACAGGAAAGCGUUGUUCAGGAAUUAGAGCCUACAGGGUCUCAAAAUGGUGCUUGUCUCUGUAACUGUUUCCAGCUGACUUGCUUUCUUGUCACCCACAACUCUCUCACGCGAUUGGCUUUUGUUCAUACUGCUAAAAGUAAGCCUCCCCUUGUGUUUCCUCUGAUAGUUGCAGGAAGGGAAGGAGCACAACUCUGUAUUCCGCCAGGGUUAGGCAACUGUACUUGCCGCUGAAAGCAAAUCCCCUCUCUCCCCCCGGUAUGAAUUAUGAAGGUUCUUCCUUCUGGUGUGGGCACCAAAGGAGACAAUUAUUAUAUGACUUCUUGAUUUGCACAACGUCCAGUUUAUUGACUGCUCUCACUCAUACGUUAGGUGCCCAGUGACCUUGAAAGGCAGCAGUUGUCAUUGUAUAGUCUUUUUUCUUCAGUUGAGUGUCGAACAAGUGAGCACUUUAGUACAAAUGUUUGUUAAAUCAACACUUGCUAAAGAAGUGAUCGGUCACAGAGCUUCAGAAAUGGUCUAGCUCAGAGUGGCCCUCUUGUUAGUUUUUGAGUUAGUUGCAUGUAGCUUGCAAGCAGUCUAAAUUAAGCUUGCAUGCCAGGAAUUGCUUGACUGGCAGCAGAGCUGGGCUGUCUGAAUGGUCUAAUAUGGGAGGAAGUGAGUUUCUUUAGUUUCUAAAGCUGAACUCGUUGGUUUGUGCUGGGAUGCCCAGUCAAGCUCUCCUCUAGCAAUGAGAUGUGGGGCUGUUGCGGGGCUGUUAUCAUUGAUCUGUGAUGAGUUAAUUCUCCAAAAUACACAGUGUAUCUUUUGGGGCUUUCAGCUAUGUAAAUGUUUUGGUAUGUGCCCCAUAUGUUCAGUGGCAUUGGCUGCUCUAGUGCACUUUUUUAACUGUUCAAGCAAGAAUCAUACAGGCAUGUCAAACACUGAAAAACCCUAGGGUUUAAGAUAGGUACAAUUUUUUAUUUUUCAUUUUUAAUGAACCUUGCAAUUAAUAUUCCUGGCUCUUUUUUGUCUCACCCACCCCCACUUCUACCAAGGAUCUAACCUAGACUGUCUGUGAACCUCCUACGAAUGAUUCGUGCUGCGAAAACACUCCCCCGCUCUGUCUGUUCAUUCUCAUUCUGCUUUGUAUUGUACCCACUUGCACAUUUUUAGACUGCAAGGUGCAGAAAUUUUGUUAAUCAUUAGGCUUAUGUAUGCUUUGUGCAGCACCACCAAGUUUGUUUAUGCCACAGUGGGUGAAACCUAUCCAUAUAUAGAGAGCUAAUACAAGUCCUGUGCAUCUAAAUACAGAUCCAAAAACUCUUUAGUACAUACACAGUGGAAUAUGAGAGUUGUGUUGGGUUUCUAUCUCUUGCGUAGGGAGAGAUUUCAUUUUGUAAGUCUUGAAUGAAAGAAAUCCACUUCCCACUGAAAUUGAAAAUACAUUUUGCAGAGUUCUCCUAUUUUGUUUUGGCUAUUGAGAAAAGAUGAGGCACCUUUAUAGUUUCUUCGUGUUAACACAAAGCUUUCAUUCCGUUGGCAAGAGUUUGGUGUGAGGAAGCACUUUAUCAAUAAAACCUUUUAGAAAAAUCUG
This is a messenger RNA of Dromaius novaehollandiae (emu), 2894 nucleotides long. RefSeq names its product RAD51 paralog C (gene RAD51C). Gene Ontology annotation, cellular component: Rad51C-XRCC3 complex; Rad51B-Rad51C-Rad51D-XRCC2 complex; replication fork. The record is from RefSeq and is a predicted model, not a curated record. The coding region runs from base 62 to 979 and encodes 305 amino acids. Gene Ontology annotation, molecular function: ATP-dependent DNA damage sensor activity; crossover junction DNA endonuclease activity; four-way junction DNA binding. The transcript has 7 exons. NCBI's taxonomy places the organism in Eukaryota, Metazoa, Chordata, Aves, Casuariiformes, Dromaiidae. Gene Ontology annotation, biological process: reciprocal meiotic recombination; DNA repair; meiotic DNA recombinase assembly.